UAGUUCAUUCCGUCAAGGAGCAAAGCCUCCAAGUGGAACACGUGCCUAUUUCUCUGCCUCUGUUGUCACCUUUACUCACCAAACACAAAGGUCAUCCGUAUGACAUGACACGACACCAACUCCAUCAAUUUAAUGUGCCAGAAACACUGGUAAAUGCAAAGCAUUAAAUCCGCAGACUCCUUUUGUCUCUCAGUAUGAUUGCCUAAUGUAGGAACAUCAGCUUCCUCUUCUCAUGUCACUGUGACAUUUCUAGUGUGUAUUCAGCACAUUAGUUCAAUUACCAAAUCAUGGCUAGUGUCAUUUUGUGUGUGUGUGUGUGUGUGUGUGUGUGUUUGUGUGUGAGUGUCUUUAUUUACGAAUGCGCUCCAUCAGCAUCGUGAAGGACAAACUGGACUAUCACGCCGUAAAAACUGCUGGCUUGUUCAGAUGUCCCUGUCAUGCACCGCAACCAGGACGAACUGCACGAGACUUCACAUGUGUUCCUUAUAUACCAGUUGCAACUAUGACUACUACAGUGAAACCUCCGCUAUGCACCAGGGAGAGCGACCGAACCCUGUCGCAAAUAAUGACAAUCCACAAAUAUGGUGGUGGACCCUCCACAUCCUUGCUUGUGAACCUGGCCGGCGUGGAUCUGACAGCAGAUGGCAAGUUAUGGCUCCAGAGGAGCGUACUUCCCACUCAGACGGUGUGGUUGAAGCUAAUUAGUCGACAAGACGACACGCUGCACUGUUUUGUGACUCUCAACAAGCAGGGGUCGUCAUGGCGCCGCUCAGUGAACGAACAGGCCCUGAGUCUGGGUCUCGCCCGCACUGCUCCGGUCACUGGCCUCUCGCCAGACACUCGCUUCUACUGGCGUCUGCACAAGCGGCUGCACAGGGCAGAGGUCAAAGCUGAGAAGAAGCGUUUGGGUCUGUGGAAGGAGGAGAGCCAAUGGAAGAGGGUCGUCAAGACUUUGCGGGACAAUGCAUUAUUCCGACUGAUACGGAGGAUCUUUCGGAAGACCUGAUGAGUAGAUACAACCUCUUUGUUUUGUUUUUCUUUUGUGAAUUAAUUUCCAUUUAAAGUAAAUACAAUCCAUGUCAAAUUUUGGUCGCAGUUAAUAAUGCCAGCGAAUGAGAAACAUCAAACAUUCAGUGCAAUGGUUGACUGAAUUAUCCAUUCAUCCAUUUUCUAAUCCGCUUAUCCUCACGAGGGUCGCGUGGCGUGCUGGAGCCCAUCCCAUCUGUCUUCGGGCAGUAGGCGGGGGACACCCUGAACUGGUUGCCAGCCAAUCGCAGGGCACACAUAAAUGAACAAUCAUUCGCACUCAGAAUCACAUCUAGGGACAAUUUAGACUGUCCCAAUAACCUGUCAUGCAUGUUUUUGGAAUGUGGGAGGAAAGCGGAGUACGCGGAGAAAACCCGCGCAGGCACGGCGAGAACAUGCAAACUCCACUGAGGAAGGCCGAAGCCGGAAUCGGAUCCUGCACCUGUGCACUGUGAGGUGGACGUGCUAACCAAUCUACCACCAUACCAUCCUUGAGGGAAUUAAUUAUUAACUUUUUGCACUUGGGGAUUCAGUAGCUUGCUCAAGGACACUUGGACAUGGUCGCAAUGGCCGGGGAUCAAAUCACCAAACUCUAGGUUGGAAAGCAACCACUCUGUGCAUUCAGACAUUUAGCUAACAUCAAAAUAAAGAAAAAGCCAAAAGGAACUUCUAGCAUUCUAUAAAAUUAUGCUUAUAAAAACAUAUAUACUGGUACGUAUACUGGUGCAAAUAAAAGAAUCCAGUUUAAA
Molecule: messenger RNA, 1775 nt
Organism: Hippocampus zosterae (dwarf seahorse)
Lineage: Eukaryota; Metazoa; Chordata; Actinopteri; Syngnathiformes; Syngnathidae
Gene: miso1
Product: c18h3orf33 homolog (H. sapiens)
Exons: 3
Coding region: 359-1006 (215 amino acids)
Source: RefSeq, a predicted model, not a curated record